This is a messenger RNA of Schistosoma turkestanicum, 439 nucleotides long. Lineage: Eukaryota; Metazoa; Platyhelminthes; Trematoda; Strigeidida; Schistosomatidae. The record is from the annotation of a GenBank genome assembly.
AUGAGUGGAAUAAAACAAACAGAUAUGUUAGUAGUAAAAUGUAACAUACAAGAUGAAAUGCAAGGUUAUGUGAAAACGCUUGUACAAAAAGCUCUAAAUCGAUAUCAAGAUGAAAGAGAACUUGCUACUUUCAUCAAGAUCAGAUUUGAUUCACAUUAUCAAAAAUACUGGCAGUGUAUUGUUGGAAAACACUUUGAUUGUUCUUUAGAAUUCGAACAAGCACAAUACAUUCUUUUACGCGCAAAGGACAUAUUUGUUCUACUGUUCAGAUAUAAUUGAAUCAAAUGCUUAAAAAUGAAGCCCAUUCAAUAUUCGGAUCAAUGAAACUUAAUUUGUCAGAUGUCACAAUCAGUAUACAUUGAAAAUUUUCAAAUUACUCAGAGUUAAAACUUUAUAUUUUAUCUGUCACUUGUCAUUUAUCACCUUCGUUGGAAAUUUC